AGCGCGCUACCGCUUGAGCAGGGCCUCAUUCUUAGGAAUAAGUAGAGCAGGGAUUUGAAUCUUGCUUUGUCUGAAUGCAGACUUCUACUUUCUCCAAGGGUUCAGCUUGCGUUUGUGUGUAAGCUUCAACCUGCUCCCUCCAGAACUGUGCAGGAGACCUGUUAAUUUGAAAAGAUAUCAAGUUAGCACCCCAUGGGCCUUAAAACUGAAAUGUUUGCAACGCCUGCUCUGAGCAGAUGUGCUGGGUUGCAGUUACCCUGUGAUGUCUGUACCCAGACUGAAGAUCCAUAUCAAGACAAGGAGCAAACCAAACCGUAACUGUGAGAAGAAGCUGCGAUGGCUUUCCUCAUUCUCUUCUUUUUUAAACAAACUAGACUGUCAGCAUCGGUGUGAAUGUUAAGUGCUUCACAGUAGUGACCCAGGAGCUAGUGCACUUGACCUAAUUCAAUCUCUUCUGCUUUUGUUCUCAGAGGCUGCCUCACCUUCUUGAAAAAAGAAAAAAAAAAUCAAUGCUGGCCAAUCUAUGUCUUUGUAGAGUGCAUUUGACUUAGGAGACAGCCCUUUGGAGCUACAUCCCGUGAAUAAGAUCCGUGCCCAGUAAAUUUGAUUUCCGGAGUCAGUCAUCUUGGCGUCUUCUUCUACGACAGUUCCCAAAGGGUCUGGAAUCCACCAGAAACCGAAGCCGGGAAGAGCGUGCUUGCCUUGGUCACUGCGCGGAGCAGCCACCUGCUUGGGAGCGCGGCGUUCAUUCACACACCAGUUGGAGACUAGGCUUGGGAAGUUUUCCACGUAGAUGGUGCCUCUCCCCUGGAUGGACGGGGAGAAAUAACAUCUGCAGAUUGCUGCCAGACACCCUGAGAACACAAACCCACCUGGUCUUUGGUCCCCUUGCUGAAUGGCAUUCGCUGCGGCAGCCCACUGAGGGCUACUUUCCUGGGGAUUCAGGGUUUGAGCACAGGACUCCAGUCUGGGAAGAUGCUGAGUUCCAUCAAGUGCGUGUUGGUGGGCGACAGCGCUGUGGGGAAAACCUCCCUGUUGGUGCGUUUCACCUCCGAGACCUUCCCCGAGGCCUAUAAGCCCACGGUGUACGAGAACACGGGUGUGGACGUCUUCAUGGAUGGCAUCCAGAUCAGCCUGGGCCUCUGGGACACUGCUGGCAACGAUGCCUUCAGAAGCAUCCGCCCCCUGUCCUACCAGCAGGCCGACGUGGUGCUGAUGUGCUAUUCCGUGGCCAACCAUAACUCGUUUCUGAACUUGAAGAACAAGUGGAUUGGUGAAAUCAGGAGCAACCUGCCCUGUACCCCGGUGCUGGUGGUGGCCACCCAGACUGACCAGCGGGAAGUGGGGCCCCACAGGGCCUCCUGCAUCAAUGCCAUAGAAGGGAAGAAACUGGCCCAGGAUGUGCGAGCCAAGGGCUACCUGGAGUGCUCAGCCCUCAGCAACCGGGGAGUGCAGCAGGUGUUUGAGUGUGCUGUCCGGACUGCCGUCAACCAGGCCAGGCGACGAAACAGAAGGAGGCUCUUCUCCAUCGAGUGCAAGAUCUUCUAAUCCCCAGGACACUUCACCCAACACUCAGGAGCACAUGCCAAAGAACGAUGGGAAGGGGGGAAGCAGGCAAGAUGGGAAGGUCGGUGCUGAUUCCAGGCACCCCCGCAGCAGCCCUUCCUGUUGGAUACAGCUGUUGAGACUGAGCCCGUGGAUGUUUUCACUAACUACAAACCAACACCUCGCACAAUAUGAUCAGAGAAACAAACCCCUUGGGAAGCUGUAAUGGAUAGUUCAUCUUCAAUUAAAAAAAACUAAAACGUCCUUCAUAAUUUUGGACAAUGGAGUUUUCCAAGCAUUCCAUAAUUAAAGACACGCUUUAUUUAAAUAAUAACAAACCAUGCAGCUCUUGUAUAUAAUUAGUUUUCACACUUAGGAGGUCUUUUCCUACUUACUUACAAACUGCUGUAUGAAUGAAAUAACCUCAUGGGGCUUUGCCAUAUGUUUAUAGUGUUAUUAUUUUUAACACUAUAACCUGAAUCAGUAGUUCCGUCAAAACCACUUGCCUGCUGGAUUUUCCUAGGAAUUUUAAAAUGACCAUUAACUGAUUCUUGUAAUCCAUUUACCACUUACCUGUUAUUUAGAGUUGUAUAUAGAAUACGGUUCCAUAAACAUAUGUCCCUACUCGCCUAAUGAUUUUCCACAGUUACCACCGUAUUUCAUUGUCAUUGUAAAAAAGCAUUUCUUAUAUGCCAUCUUACCUUCCACCCAAAGAACCGCAGUUGUGCACUAAGUUUUCC
Molecule: messenger RNA, 2285 nt
Organism: Ictidomys tridecemlineatus (thirteen-lined ground squirrel)
Lineage: Eukaryota; Metazoa; Chordata; Mammalia; Rodentia; Sciuridae
Gene: Rhoh
Product: ras homolog family member H
Biological process (GO): small GTPase-mediated signal transduction
Molecular function (GO): GTPase activity; GTP binding
Source: RefSeq, a predicted model, not a curated record